GAGAGUUUGAACUAUGAAAGAGGAGGGGUUGAGAGAGAAGGAGGGAAAAUUUUAAUUUUUAGGGUUUUUGUAGGGUUUUUGAAGCCGACGAUCAAACGGAGAUAAUUUACGAUCGAUAGCCAAAUUCAGGUACUAGGGUUUCUGGAAGUUUGGCGGAAAGCGUGAAAUUCGACACACCCAGAUUGUAAUGGAGAAAGGGGCUUCUUUCUUGUUCGCCGGCAUUCACUUCGAUAAGAAGAGGUUUGCCGCAGAUUUCUCUAGGUUCGAGGGAAAAAGAGGAAGUGAAAAUGUAGCGGAAGGUCUGAGUUCGAUCGGUAAUGGUGAUUUCGAAGUCAAUGGGGGCUCAACGCCUUCGGAGAAGAGGAAGAGGAAGAGAAAAUCAGCAGCUACGGAAUCAGUGGAGGGAUUCAGCGUCUUUAAGGAUUCAAAAUCAAAAGCAGCUGCUUCAGUGAAUGAAGAAAAUCAUCCGCCUGAAAAUGAUCCUUCUGAAGAGAAGAAGGAAUUUUAUAGGAAACUUGAGAGAGAUGCACUUUUUCGGAAGAAGUAUAAUAUCCAUGUUUCUGGGAACAAUGUACCGUCUCCACUUCAGAAUUUUGCAGAGUUGAGCACAAGAUUUGAGUGUGACUCAUACUUGAUACGCAAUCUUGUUGAACUUGGAUUUAAAGAGCCAACACCAAUCCAAAGGCAGGCUAUUCCAGUCCUCUUAUCUGGCCGUGAAUGCUUUGCUUGUGCUCCUACUGGAUCGGGAAAAACCCUGGCUUUUGUGUGCCCUAUGCUUAUGAAACUUAAGCAACCAUCAAAGGAAGCCAUCCGUGCUGCUAUACUUUGUCCUACUCAAGAAUUAGCAUCUCAGACAACGAGGGAGUGCAAAAGAUUGGCUAAAGGGAAAAAAUUUCGUAUCAAGAUGGUGACAAAAGAAGUUCUAAGACAUGCUGAUUUCUCAAAGUUUUCAUGUGAUGUACUCAUAUCCACGCCACUUAGGUUAAGGCUUGCUAUUCGGAAAAAGAAAGUUGAUCUCAGUAGGGUGGAGUACCUUGUUUUGGAUGAAUCUGAUAAGCUAUUUGAGCUGGGCUUGUUGAAACAGAUCGACUCCAUCGUAAAAGCAUGCUCAAAUCCUUCAAUAAUUCGCUCAUUGUUUAGUGCUACUUUACCUGAUUUUGUUGAGGACCUUGCUCGUUCAGUAAUGCAUGAUGCCGUUCGGGUUAUUGUUGGUAGGAAGAACACUGCCUCUGAAACUGUCAAGCAAAAACUGGUUUUUGCUGGAAGUGAAGAAGGGAAACUUCUUGCUCUUCGUCAAAGUUUUUCAGAGAGUUUGAAUCCACCAGUAUUGAUCUUUGUGCAAAGCAAGGAGCGUGCAAAAGAACUUUAUGGUGAACUGGCAUUUGAGAAUAUCAGAGUCAAUGUCAUCCAUUCUGACUUGUCACAGAUUGAGCGAGAAAAUGCUGUCGAUGACUUUAGAGCUGGGAAGUCUUGGGUUUUAAUUGCCACCGACGUAAUUGCUCGCGGAAUGGAUUUCAAAGGGGUUAAUUGUGUGAUCAAUUAUGACUUUCCAGAUUCUGCAGCUGCCUACAUUCACCGGAUUGGCCGUUCUGGCAGAGCGGGGCGGAGUGGAGAAGCCAUUACUUUUUAUACAGAGGACGACAUCCCAUUUCUGCGAAAUAUAGCCAAUGUGAUGGCAGCGUCGGGCUGUGAGGUUCCAUCUUGGAUCAGCAGGUUGCGAAAAAAGAGGUGGAAAAAACACAGGCCUAAAAGAGAUUCGAUCUCAACCAAACCGAAGGAUGAUGAUGAAGCUUAAAUUUAGUUGCUACCUUUCUAAUCUGUUUCAUACAAAACCUUGGAACAAAAAGUGUUUCCUUUAGGAAGUUUUUGACCAGUAAUGUGAAAAUGUGUUGAUUUGUAUCAAAUUUUGUCUCCUAAAAUGUGAGGUGCAAUGUAGCAGUGUGAAAAGAAUUUGAUCAUUUGUACAUGGUCAAGUUGAAUAUUUCAUUGAUAUUAUUAAAAGAUUUAAUAUUUCGAGAUUA
This is a messenger RNA of Momordica charantia (bitter melon), 2021 nucleotides long. Its product is annotated as P-loop containing nucleoside triphosphate hydrolases superfamily protein. Gene Ontology annotation, cellular component: cytosol. The record is from RefSeq and is a predicted model, not a curated record. Lineage: Eukaryota; Viridiplantae; Streptophyta; Magnoliopsida; Cucurbitales; Cucurbitaceae. Gene Ontology annotation, molecular function: ATP binding; nucleic acid binding; RNA helicase activity. Gene Ontology annotation, biological process: maturation of SSU-rRNA.